Molecule: messenger RNA, 2999 nt
Organism: Hipposideros armiger (great roundleaf bat)
Lineage: Eukaryota; Metazoa; Chordata; Mammalia; Chiroptera; Hipposideridae
Gene: CHST9
Product: carbohydrate sulfotransferase 9
Exons: 5
Coding region: 227-1513 (428 amino acids)
Biological process (GO): carbohydrate biosynthetic process; proteoglycan biosynthetic process
Cellular component (GO): membrane
Molecular function (GO): sulfotransferase activity
Source: RefSeq, a predicted model, not a curated record
CGCUGCUUCCCGGCCCGCCGCCCGCGGCGGGAGGAGUUUGCCCCGGAGCAUAGGGAAGUUUGCUGCCGAAGCUCCGCUCCUGGAAAAGCCGUACCUGCGGCGCCCGCUCGACCCGGCUCUGCUCGCAGCUCGCGAGGUUACUUCAUGGAAUGAGCACUUAAGAGAAUGAGAGAGGCUUGGAGCUCUAUGGAAAAACAAAUCAUGUGGUCUUCAGACAUGAGGAGAAAUGCAGCCAUCUGAAAUGGUCAUGAACCCCAAACAAGUCUUCCUCUCGCUGCUGAUAUUUGGAGUAGCAGGGCUACUCCUCUUCAUGUAUUUGCAGAUGUGGAUUGAAGAACAACACACAGGGAGAGUGGAGAAGAAAAGUGAACAAAAAUCAACUGCAGUGACUAGAGAAAAAAUCCAGGAACAUAACACCGACCAGAACCCCAAGUACCACAUGUCUGAGGAUCCCAAGAAAACAAAGGAAAGUCUGCUUAACUCUGAGAGGCCCACUAGGGUCUUAACAGAGACCAGUCACUCACAGAUAGAGAGUCUAGCUUUGGGUAAGACCACAGGGUCACCCACCUUUAAGUUGAUUGAAAAACAUCAAGGAACUAAGACCCUUUUCAAGAAGUUCAGAGAAAUGAAUUGGCCAUUGGACAUUCACCCUUUAAACAAAAGUUUAGUCAAAGACAACAAAUGGAGGAGAACUGAUGAAACCCAAGAGAAACGCAGGUCUUUCCUUCAGGAGUUUUGCAAGAAAUAUGGUGGGGUGAGUCAUCCUCAGUCACAUCUUUUUCAUAUGGUAUCCAGGAUCUAUGUAGAAGAUAAACACAAAAUCUUAUAUUGUGAAGUACCAAAGGCUGGCUGUUCCAACUGGAAAAGAAUUCUGAUGGUAUUAAAUGGAUUGGCUCCCUCUGCAUACAAUAUCUCUCAUGAUGCUGUUCACUAUGGGAAGCAUUUGAAAAAACUAGAUAGCUUUGACUUAAAAGGGAUAUAUACGCGUUUGAAUACCUACACCAAAGCUGUGUUUGUUCGUGAUCCCAUGGAAAGAUUAGUGUCAGCAUUUAGGGACAAAUUUGAACACCCCAAUAGUUAUUACCAUCCAGUAUUUGGAAAGGCAAUUAUAAAGAAAUAUCGGCCAAAUGCCUGUGAAGAGGCAUUAAAUAAUGGAUCUGGAGUCACAUUCAAAGAGUUCGUCCACUAUUUGCUGGAUUCCCACCGUCCAGUAGGAAUGGACAUUCACUGGGAAAAGGUCAGCAAACUCUGCUAUCCAUGUUUGAUCAACUAUGAUUUUGUCGGAAAAUUUGAGACUUUGGAAGAAGAUGCCAAUUACUUUUUACAGAUGAUUGGUGCUCCAAAAGAGCUGAAAUUUCCAAACUUCAAGGAUAGGCACUCUUCUGAUGAAAGAACCAAUGCUCAGGUCGUGAGACAGUAUUUAAAGGAUCUGACUAGAACUGAGAGACAAUUAAUCUAUGACUUUUAUUACUUGGACUAUUUGAUGUUUAAUUAUACAACUCCAUUUUUGUAGUUUGCAUUCAUUUUCUAAAGCCCUGUAUUUUACUUCAUGAUGAUAGCCUCGAAUCAGCUAGCUAUAAUUUUCCUAUAAUUCUCUGUAGGAGAGAAAUUUAACUAAGUGCAGUUGUCUUGAUUUAAUGAAGACUUUUACCAAAUAGUAUGACACCAAUUGGCACAAAGUUAUAGCAAAAUUACCUAACGGAGACAUGUAAACAACUUGAGUUGCUCUAGAAUGUUUGGAAAAGAGCUGCUUGUGCAUUAUGGAUUAUGUUAUAGAAGCAAUAACCUAGCCAGCUGCUACAUUAGCUACAACAGCCCCUUGCGAUGAUAGGAAAAGGCAUCUAAAAUAGCAUGAGUGAAUGUCUUCAUCCUGGAAUUCCUUGUCUAAAAUGCACGGAUAUAUUUUUAGCAGUCUGUGGCAUAUUAAUCAAAGUUUGGAUAGUUUUCUAACAUCCUGGACAUCUUUCUAUCAACUGUGAUGAUAAAUCAAUUUUGAAAUGAUAUUUUGGACCUAGGCAUUUUACUUUAGAUGGGAAGACAUUAUGUGAUUUACAAUAUGAGAAUAUAGCAGAAAAAACAGAUGAGGCUAUGGCUUUUUAUAUUCAAUAGCCAAUAAAAAAAUGUACAGCCAAUAAAAAAAUGCUAAGAUCAAAGCAACAAAAGCAACUUUCCUCUUCCAGAAAAAUUUAAGGGAAUUGAUUCUGUUGUCUUCUGAGCCUUCUAUGCAAAGUCAAAAUGAAAACAACCACUAAAGGUCUUUGCUUCUGAAGCAGGCGGUUGAGAAGCUUAAGCCACAUCAGAUAUAAAUAUGCUCCUAAUUCUGGUUUAAUUGGGUGGGGGGAGGGGGAGGUUAUUUGGGGAUGGAAUAAUCAUCAAAAACAAAAGUUGCCAUUCUGAAUAUAGACCUCAAACAAUAGCAAAGUUUUACAAGAAUAUUAUUUGAAUCAAAGCAUCAUAUGCAUAGCUUUAUAUGUUGAAUGUACUCAAAGAAUAGCUUCUGUUUUCAGUCUAAUUAUUCAGCUUGGGAAUGACUUCUUAAAAACUAAUACACCACUUCAAAGAUAGGUUAUGUUCUAAAGAAUAAACAUAACAAGAGCCCCUAGAAACAUUUUUAAUAGGCUUAUGCAUAAACAAAUUAAGGUAUUUUCUUUUUAAGUUUAAAUAUUCUGUACUAACAAAGUCAAAUACCACUGCCUUCAAAUAUUGGAAUCAAAAUCUUCAGAAAAUAGGACCAUGUGUCACCCCUGUGAAAAGUUGCAAUGCAUUUUAGAAUUUUUUUCCAAGGGACCCUAAAGUAGAAGACACAUCUGGGUUGGAAACUCAUUUAACUGGUCAACUGAGUUAAGCAAAUCACAUAUCAUUCAAACCCUGUGUAAAUACAUUUCUUGAACAUGUUCCUUUUCCCAAGCUAUCAUUUUAUGCUCAUCAGUAAAUAUUCAGUAAUGUCUCUAAAAGAAAAGAAAGUAUUAAUAUUUGAAUAUUAAUAAACCAAGAUAGUU